GCGCUACAUCGCCGGCAGUUACUCUGCCUGUGGCCCAAAGGCUGCUGGGAAGUUUCCUGCGAGGGAGCAUCACGAGCGGACGAACGCGCGGACCGACCGACACCACGGAGGCGACUGUCCCGUCCCCGUUCCCGCCUUCCUCCUCCUCCUCCUCCUCGCUAAUACACUUGCUGCCUCACGCGUACCGGCUUGUGCGUCCAGCUCGUGCGGUGCUGUUCGUUCCGCCGCUCGGUGGAAAGAGCGCGACAUCCGUUUUCGUUUUUCGGGACGUCGGCGUGUGUCCUCCGUGUGCGUAACUCGCCGACGGACGCGUCCGAGUUCGCGCGUGCGGACGGGCGCUUGCGACCCCCUGAAUCGAUUCGCGCGGUAAAAGUCCGUAGAACACGCCGGCCUACCCGGCGCCCCCCUUGAAUACGGUCCGUGGCGGCUUAACGCUAGCAGAGCCGGCGGGGGGAGCCACAGCGGCGCAGGGACCUCCAGACAUGGAGGACAUAAGCGCUGUGAUGUCCUGGUUUUCCAGCCCCGUGUACAGCCGCUACUGGCAGCACUACCGGCAGGCCAUGGCCUGGCACCGGAGGCACAGGCGCGCCUACCAAAAGGCCCUGGAGGCCGCCUGCGGCCCCGGCUACCGCCAGGAGCGCUACGCGGACUGGCGGGAGGCCGGAGAGAGCGACGGCGGGGACGAGGGGAGCAGCUCGGGCGGCGAGAUCGAGUGCGACGUCAGCAACAUGGAGAUCAGCGAGGAGCUGCGGCAGUACUUCGCCCAGACAGAGAGACACAGAGAAGAGCUAAAGAAGCAGCAGCAGAUGGAGGCCGAGCGGCAGGACAGCUACGUGCCGGCUGACCGGGACCUGCGCGGCGUCUCCUGGCGAAGCACCGCGGCUCCUCCCUCCGAGCGGCCCGGGGAGAGACGCGGGGCUGAGAUGAAGAAGCUGUACGGCGAGGACGCGCCCAAGGUCCUGGCGAUGGAGGCGGCAAUGCAGCUCACGUUCGACAGAAACUGCGACCGCAAGCAGCCCAAGUACUGGCCCGUUAUCCCCCUGAAACUGUAACAGCUUUUGAGCAGAGUGGCGAACCGACUUGGAGGAGAUCCCUGCCCCGACGUCCCGGUGAGACGCCGGCGUCGUCAUGUAAUGGAAUCGUGGCCGACGAAGCUGCUGUUGUAGCACUAAUGGUUCGGGUUAGCUGAGGGUCAGAAGUCAUUUUAAGGACUAAAAAGUUGCUUGAGUUAGCCAGAGGUGGGUGUAGCUCACCUGUCAGCUGCUGUACCAAACGAAAAUUUACAUAUAAUGCUGGAUCUUACGUGGUUUUUAAUUUAUCGCAUUAAAAAAACGCUCGCACCUGGUAUUUCCCCAACUUUCUAGAAGUUCCAUUAUUUUUGUCA
Molecule: messenger RNA, 1384 nt
Organism: Xiphias gladius (swordfish)
Lineage: Eukaryota; Metazoa; Chordata; Actinopteri; Istiophoriformes; Xiphiidae
Gene: gemin8
Product: gem (nuclear organelle) associated protein 8
Exons: 3
Coding region: 483-1052 (189 amino acids)
Biological process (GO): spliceosomal snRNP assembly
Cellular component (GO): SMN complex
Source: RefSeq, a predicted model, not a curated record